AAACUACAGCAGAGCCUCAGCCGUCAGCUCCCUUUCGGCCGUCACCGUCCUGUCCUCCAUCGCAAGAAACCAUGGCGUCCUUGUGCCGCUCCGCCGCCGCCGCCGCGAGGUCAGCGGCGGUCCGGUCGAGAUCCUCGAUGGCGAGGCCGUUCCUGGCCGCGACGUCUCCUGUCUCUCCGCCACGCAUCCGCAGGCCCCUUAUAGCAGCGGCGCUGGCGAGUCUAGAGUCGCUCAUGCCGCUGCACAGCGCGGUGGCCGCCGCGCGGCUGCGGUCCUGCAUCGCCGUCGACUCCGCGUGCUGGAGCUGCCUCUCACAAGGUUUGACCAAGCGCAUCUGAGCAUGGUAGGGACAAAAUUCUAAAGAGAAUGGCUCAUGUGCUACUGCAUCAUGAUUUAGUCUUUCAAUACCUUCAUGUUAUCCUGUAAGGAUUAGCUGACAGCAUUUAAAUAUGGGUCCAUCAUUCGAUGGGGUAACAGAGAUGUGUUUCAGAUCCUUAAAACUUUUUCUGGUUAUGUAUUGGUUAUCUUUGUUGCAAUCUUAUGUCAUUGAUUUUUUUAUCUGGGAUUGUUCUUAACUGUGCUAUUGGUACCAAAUCUAUUGUCAAAUAAAUAUGACAAACUGCAUUUUAGAUGAACUGAUGCACAUGUAUACUUUAUGUCAGAUAUUGUCAUUUGCUGUUGAGUU
Messenger RNA from Sorghum bicolor (sorghum), 685 nucleotides. RefSeq lists its product as uncharacterized. The record is from RefSeq and is a predicted model, not a curated record. Lineage: Eukaryota; Viridiplantae; Streptophyta; Magnoliopsida; Poales; Poaceae. The transcript has 3 exons. Bases 72 to 338 code for a protein of 88 amino acids.